Miscanthus lutarioriparius is the source of this 1953-nucleotide messenger RNA. NCBI's taxonomy places the organism in Eukaryota, Viridiplantae, Streptophyta, Magnoliopsida, Poales, Poaceae. The record is from the annotation of a GenBank genome assembly.
AUGAUGCUUCCGGCAGCAGUACUGCUACUGGUAUUGCAGCUCACCUCCGCGGCAGCCCAGGCUGGAGGACGACCGCCGGCGAGCCGCCCAACCACCUGCGGCAACGUUAGCGUGCCGUACCCUUUCGGCAUCCGCGACGGCUGCUCCCUCCCUCUCCCCGGCUUCAACCUCACCUGCGACCAAACGCGGCAGCAUCCGCCGAGGCUGCUGCUCGGCGACGGCAGCACCCUCCAGGUCGUGGAGAUCUCGCUGGCCAACUCCACGGUCCGCGCCAUGGACACCGCCGGUGCAGUGAAAAUCACCUACCAAGGAGGGCCAGAGGGCAACGGCACCUGGAGCGGCCUCGGCUCCGGCAGCGGCGAUACGUACGUGCUCUCGGAGGAGCGCAACCAGUUCGCCGUCACGGGGUGCAACGUCCAGGGGACGCUGCUCGGGGACAGCCGCAACGUCAUCAUCGGCUGCUCCUCCUCCUGCUCCAUCAAGGACAUCUGGAUAAACCCCGUGGUGAGCACGAGCGGCGGCGACGGAACGGUCGCGUGCUCCGGCGUCGGCUGUUGCCAGACGCCCAUCCCCAUCGGCCGCCCUAACUACACCGUCGAGUUCAAGUACCUGGACCUCGAGUACAUGGGCAAGCUGCCCAUGGCGCUGCGCAUCGCCGAACGCGGUUGGUUUGACGGCGUCGCCGCCCAGAUGCUGAACGAGUCAGCGACGGACGCCCAAGUCCAGCAGGUUCCGGUUCCGGUGGUGCUGGACUGGGUGGUGGCGUCCACCCCGGUAGCGCCCCCGGGAUCGACGGCCGCAGAGGACACCGGCAACUGGUCCUGCCCCGUCGACGCGGCGAGGAGCGCGUGCAGAAGCAGCCACAGCACCUGCCACAACGUCACCGGCAACCCCGGUAGCGCCCCCAGGAUGGAUAUCGACGAGUGCGCGCUUCCAGGAAAGUGUUUCGGCGUAUGUACAAACAGGGAUGGUGGGUACGAGUGCCGGUGCCCACGCGGUGCUCGUGGCAGCCCCUACAUGGCAGAUGGCUGUGUCAAAACUUCUCUUGGGUUAAGUGUUGGUCUCGGAGUUGGCAGUGGAGCAGGCCUUUUGGUCUUGGCUCUUGGUUCAGCCUUUGUGGCUCGUGGGAUUAAGAACCGGAGGGCAAGAAUGUUGAAACAGAAAUUCUUCAAGCAGAACCGCGGACAUAUGUUACAACAAUUGGUAUUCCAAAACAAGGACAUCGCUGAGAGAAUGACCAUCCCCUUGGUAGAACUUGAGAAAGCCACUAACAAUUUCAACAAUGCUCGCAAGCUUGGUGGAGGAGGACACGGCACCGUGUACAAGGGGAUCUUAUCGGACCUGCAUGUUGUCGCGAUUAAAAAAUCAAAAGUGGCAAUCCAGAGAGAGAUCGACGAGUUCAUAAAUGAGGUAGCUAUUCUCUCACAAGUCAAUCAUCGGAAUGUAGUGAGACUUUUUGGGUGCUGCCUUGAGACCGAAGUGCCACUAUUAGUAUAUGAAUUCAUUUCAAAUGGGACACUUUAUGACCAUCUUCAUGUUGAAGGACCAACGUCAUUGCGAUGGGAUCAUAGGCUGAGAAUUGCAACGGAAACCGCCAGAGCUCUUGCCUACCUUCACAUGGUUGUGUCCUUCCCUAUAGUUUAUAGGGAUGUAAAGUCGCAUAACAUUCUAUUGGAGGGCUCUCUAACAGCUAAAGUGUCUGACUUUGGAGCCUCAAGGUGCAUUUCACCCGAUCAAACAGGGGUUACAACCGCCAUCCAAGGAACACUAGGGUAUCUAGACCCCAUGUACUACUACACGGGAAGACUCACUGAGAAGAGCGACGUUUACAGUUUUGGUGUUGUUCUGAUAGAGUUGCUCACCAGAAAGAAACCAUUUUCAUAUAGAUCACCUGAGAAUGAUGGCUUAAUUGCACAGCUCACUUCCUUGCUUACACAUGGAUGGGUUCUUUGA